AUGGCGGCUGGCUGGUCUGCCGAACCUACUGCAGCUCUUCUUGCUAUAUGGGGAGAUGAAAAUGUGCAGAAACAGCUAGAUGGGGUAGCAAGAAAUCGUUCAAUAUAUGAAAAAAUUUCAUCAAAACUUAAAGAAAAAAGCUUUAAUUAUAAUUGGAAACAGUGCCGGACUAAAGUCAAGAACUUGACCCAAAGAUAUAGAAAAAUUAAAGAUGGUCAUACUGUGUCUGGUACUGAUCGCAAAAGCUGUCCAUAUUAUGAACAGAUAGACAAAAUACUAGGAUGUGAGCCAUAUGAUGAGGAAGCCGAAAAUGAUGACCCUGAAUUGUCUGCAGCCACUGGAGAAUCUAGUUGUGAGCCACUGUCUGAGACCACAGCAGUACUAGAAGAGACUAGUGCAUCAAGCUCUGGAAUGAAUUCUCAUCCAGCGAUUACACGAAAGAGAAGAAAUGAUAGUGGCAAAAUUGAUAAAUUUAUGAAAUUAGAAGAAAAAAGAUUAGAAUUAGAAGAAAGACGUGAGCAACAAAUAUUCGCUAUGUUUAGCGACAUCAUAAGAUUAAUGCAACGAAAUAGUUAUAACUUCCCACCAUAUGACCCUAACAUGGAUUAUAACUUACAAUAA
Messenger RNA from Amphimedon queenslandica, 621 nucleotides. Its product is annotated as zinc finger and SCAN domain-containing protein 29-like. The record is from RefSeq and is a predicted model, not a curated record. Bases 1 to 621 code for a protein of 206 amino acids. NCBI's taxonomy places the organism in Eukaryota, Metazoa, Porifera, Demospongiae, Haplosclerida, Niphatidae. The transcript has 4 exons.